CAAGAUCACCAUCUGGCGAGCAGACCAGUAGUCAGUAGUCAGUCCUAGCAACAUGGCGCUCAAGGCACAAGUCGGUCAAAAGAUUAUGAACGAGGUGAUCAAGCAAAAAAAGAAGACAACAGGUGGGAUAGAAUGGCGAAUCUUGGUGGUGGAUCAGCUCGCCAUGAGGAUGGUGUCCGCGUGCUGCAAGAUGCACGAUAUCAGCUCUCAGGGUAUCACUUUGGUAGAGGAUAUCAAUAAGAAACGUGAACCUCUGCCGACGAUGGAGGCUAUUUACCUCAUCACGCCCUGUAAUUCGUCGGUGCAGAAAUUGAUCGACGACUUUAGUAAUCCGACAAGAACUACUUACAAGGUCGCCCAUGUGUAUUUUACGGAAGCAUGUCCUGACGAGUUGUUCAAAGAAUUGUGUCAUUCGCUGGUAGCUAAGCACAUAAAGACACUAAAAGAGAUCAACAUCGCUUUCAUACCAUACGAAGAACAGGUCUUCUCAUUGGACUCACGCGAAACGUUUGCUUGCUUUUACAAUCCCUCUUUCUUCAAUCUAAGACCGGCUAAUAUGGAGCGCAUCGCCGAACAAAUCGCAACACUCUGCGCCACUCUUGGGGAAUAUCCAUCGGUCAGAUAUCGCAGUGAUUUUGAUCGCAAUGUUGAACUCGCUCAAUUGGUACAACAAAAGCUAGAUGCAUACAAGGCUGAUGAACCAACAAUGGGAGAAGGACCUGAGAAAGCGCGUUCUCAACUAUUGAUCCUAGAUAGAGGAUUCGAUUGCGUCUCACCACUGUUACAUGAACUUACAUUGCAAGCCAUGGCAUAUGAUUUGCUAGAUAUUGAUAAUGACGUUUACAGAUUUGAAGCAACAGCAGGUCAGGAAAAAGAAGUAUUGUUGGAUGAAAAUGAUGAUUUGUGGGUAGAACUCAGGCACCAACAUAUUGCUGUAGUGUCUCAGAACGUGACUAAAAACUUGAAAAAGUUUACAGAAUCAAAAAGAAUGCCACAGGGUGAUAAGCAGAGUAUGCGUGACUUAUCGCAGAUGAUCAAAAAGAUGCCGCAAUAUCAAAAAGAAUUAAGCAAAUAUGCUACGCACUUGCAGUUGGCCGAAGAUUGCAUGAAGCGUUAUCAAGGAAAUGUUGAUAAGCUUUGUAAAGUGGAACAAGACUUAGCUAUGGGUACUGAUGCAGAGGGUGAACGUAUUAAAGAUCAUAUGCGGAAUAUCACACCAAUUUUACUUGAUCAAACUGUGCAUCAUUUGGACAAGUUACGUAUCAUAGCUUUGUAUGUUAUUAGCAAAAAUGGUAUCACUGAUGAGAAUCUUAAUCGUUUAGUUCACCAUGCCCAAGUGUCCGUUGAUGAUAAACAGACUAUCGUGAAUAUGGCAAAUCUCGGCAUCAAUGUUGUUGUAGAUAAUAAUCGUAAAAAAUUAUACACGGUACCACGUAAAGAAAGAAUCACGGAACAAACAUACCAAAUGAGUCGUUGGACUCCAGUCAUUAAAGACAUCAUGGAAGAUUCCAUCGAGGACAAACUUGAUUCUAAACAUUUUCCUUUUCUUGCUGGACGUGCUGCUAGUUCAGGAUAUCAUGCACCAACUAGUGCGCGAUAUGGACAUUGGCACAAAGACAAAGGUCAGCAGACUAUCAAAAAUGUUCCUCGCUUAAUAGUUUUUAUAGUUGGUGGAGUAUGCUUCUCUGAAAUACGAUGUGCAUAUGAAGUCACAAACGCAUUGAAAAAUUGGGAAGUUAUAAUUGGCUCAUCCCAUAUAAUUACACCAAAGUCAUUUUUAAAUGACUUGAGUAAAUUGCACGUCUAAAUUAUUAUGUAGCUAAAAGAAGAUAUGAUCACACAUUCCUAAUCUGCCAUUAAUUUCAACUCCAUCAGUAAUACCAGCAGCUAUGAAGUGAUCAAUGAUGUCUCAAAUACGAAAUUAGUAAAUGUAACUAAAUAACGAACAGAGAGUCAAUUCUUUAAGGGAAAAACUCAUUCCGAACAGAAACAUCGAGCGUAUGCAAGUAUUCUAAAUAUAGCUAUCAGUUGAGUAAUAUAUAAAAGUAUUCGUGUAUUAGUCAAGCACGAAGAAUCUUGAUCGAUCAGACAAGUUAUCUAGAAUCAAGUGCCUGCGCGAAUACAUAGUCACCAGAGAUCGUAUGAGACAUGUUGGCAAUACUGAUGUAGAUCACAUCAAAAUUAUAAUGGUAUUGGGCAAUCGAGCCUUUAGCGAAGCUUUACAGAUAUAUUCAUAUGCAUUAUUUCACUUUUUGUCAGUAAUAAGAAAAGGAAUUUAUGAAGAUCUAUAUGUGUUGUAGAGGAGGAUCGUGAUAUUCCUGUACAUUUCUCAUUAUUAUUAGUAAUUCUUUUUAUUAUUUUGUGUUAACUUUCGCUUAUUGAAACGUAAUGACCGAAUUGACAUCUGAGUUAUAGAUCAUCUUUGUUUAAUAUACUUUUGCUGUACUUUAUAAAAAAUCAUAUUUUUAUUAUAAUAGAAACAUCUCAAAUCUAAAUGUUACGUCACAAUUUGCUUUAUUCUCUUCAACUCUAAUACUAAAAUGAUAACAAGAUUAUUUAUUUGACAUUUAUUAUUUCUUGAACCUAAUUAAUGGUACUGAAUGUAAAAUAAAACCUCUAGAUGUGUACGAACCUAAUACUUAUAUUUUCUUUGUUAACUUAUUUAUUCAUAGUUCUUUACUUUAAUAAUUUUAUGCAAUACUUUUUAAUUUUCGAGUUAUCCAAUUAUCAGUUCAGAUGCUCCUACAUUCAAUGUAAUUCAUAAGUAUAUAUGAUAGUUUCAAUAUAUAAUAUUCAGCACUUCCUUUUUGACAAACUAUAGAUUACUUCUUGAAUGUAAUACAGAUGCAGUUAUAACACUGUACUAAUAUGUAUGUAUCGUAAGAUUUAUUGCAAUAUUGAACCGUAAUUGUUCUGCGAUGGUAAAGAAGCGCUUUCCAUAAGAAGCUUGCGCCUGUCAAUGAAUAAUAAUAGUAAUAAUCGUUAAUGUAAUGUCAAUAAAUGUUGCGAUCUAUUAGCGGAGAGAUUAUUAUAAAGUUAAACGAUAUUUAUAAAAUAUAUCCUGUGUUAUACAUCCUUGUGUUAUACAUAUAUAUGUAUAUAUAUGUAUGUAGAUUAUAAAUUGAACAAAAUGUUCUACUUAUAAAGGCCUACAAUGCACUCUA
Messenger RNA from Cataglyphis hispanica, 3164 nucleotides. It is a transcript of the gene Rop, whose product is annotated as protein ROP. Gene Ontology annotation, biological process: neurotransmitter secretion; intracellular protein transport; vesicle-mediated transport. The record is from RefSeq and is a predicted model, not a curated record. NCBI's taxonomy places the organism in Eukaryota, Metazoa, Arthropoda, Insecta, Hymenoptera, Formicidae. The coding region runs from base 53 to 1807 and encodes 584 amino acids. Gene Ontology annotation, cellular component: secretory granule; plasma membrane. Gene Ontology annotation, molecular function: syntaxin binding. The transcript has 11 exons.